Messenger RNA from Rhineura floridana, 911 nucleotides. It is a transcript of the gene CISD2, whose product is annotated as CDGSH iron sulfur domain 2. Lineage: Eukaryota; Metazoa; Chordata; Lepidosauria; Squamata; Rhineuridae. Gene Ontology annotation, molecular function: 2 iron, 2 sulfur cluster binding. The record is from RefSeq and is a predicted model, not a curated record. The transcript is spliced from 3 exons. Gene Ontology annotation, cellular component: mitochondrial outer membrane; intracellular membrane-bounded organelle. Bases 217 to 624 code for a protein of 135 amino acids. Gene Ontology annotation, biological process: autophagy of mitochondrion; regulation of autophagy.
UCCGGUCCGCCCUGGGUUUAGCAGCAGCAUCGCCAUGUGAGCGCAUGCUCAGUAGCAAGAAAGGACUCUUGCCUGGGAAGAAGGGCAAAGUCGAAACCUGGCAUGCAAAGUGACCAGCGGGAGCGGGAGGUAGCCGAGCAGGGGCCUCUCCCCUUUCCUUAACUCCCUUCCCCCUUUGCUUCGUAUCCCCAGCGCCAGCGCAGCCCCAGGACCGCCAUGGUGUUGCAUAGCUUGGCCCGCAUCGUUAAAGUCCAGCUACCCGCCUACCUCAAGCGCCUUCCGCUGCCAGAGAGCAUCGGCGGAUUUCUCAGGCUAACAGUUUCAGAAUGGCUGCGGUUACUGCCUUUCCUGGGUGUCCUUGCCCUGCUUGGGUACCUUGCUGUUCGUCCAUUCCUCCACAAGAAGAAACAGCAGAAGGACAACUUGAUUAAUCUCAAGAUCCAGAAGGAGAACCCCAAAGUAGUGAAUGAAAUCAACAUUGAAGACCUGUGUCACUCUAGGGCAGUGUACUGCAGGUGUUGGCGCUCAAAAACAUUUCCUGUCUGUGAUGGCUCGCAUAACAAGCACAACGAGACAACAGGCGACAAUGUGGGUCCAUUAAUACUCAAGAAGAAAGAAGUCUAGCAAACCCUAACUAAAACAUGACUGACAGAAAAUCCACUUACACCCAUAUGUGAUAGUACUUUCAGUCUUAUGAUUGCUGUAGAGAUGUGAUAGCUCUGUAGGUCAGAUUUAUAGACUUUGCUAGACACAUUUUGUAUGGUCUGAAAAGUCAUGUCUGACAUAUGGGGAAAAGGCCCCAUAGACAUAUGUGUAAAUGAGUUUCUUUUUACUGUCAUAACACGGUGACUGCUCCCAGAGUUGCAAUUUAGCCUGUAAUAAAACUUAAAAUGACAAGAGUCAUAUGACAA